AUGUCGGGAAUAAAUGGCUCUUCAAGCUUCGUUGCAUGUAAAGGGACUACUUCCCGUUUCUGCUUCUUGGGUAUUUAUACAGAAGAAUCUCGGUCGACCUUUUCCAGAUCCUCCUCCUGCCGCUCUCAAUCCAAAUUCAAACAACACGCAGCAAGCAAGAGGAGACAGAGGACACAGGGUAAAAUGAACGAAGAGAUAACCUACAGAAAAUAA
Messenger RNA from Sclerotinia sclerotiorum 1980 UF-70, 213 nucleotides. RefSeq lists its product with no specific name. NCBI's taxonomy places the organism in Eukaryota, Fungi, Ascomycota, Leotiomycetes, Helotiales, Sclerotiniaceae. The record is from RefSeq and is a predicted model, not a curated record. The coding region runs from base 1 to 213 and encodes 70 amino acids. The transcript has 2 exons.